Messenger RNA from Lucilia cuprina (Australian sheep blowfly), 1659 nucleotides. RefSeq names its product cytochrome P450 6a9-like. The record is from RefSeq and is a predicted model, not a curated record. The transcript is spliced from 2 exons. Gene Ontology annotation, molecular function: iron ion binding; monooxygenase activity; heme binding. Lineage: Eukaryota; Metazoa; Arthropoda; Insecta; Diptera; Calliphoridae. The coding region runs from base 41 to 1540 and encodes 499 amino acids.
UCUCAAACUUAACGUUAGUUAAGCGCUAAGCAAACUAAUCAUGGCCAUAACUACAAUUUUACUAUAUCUAGUUAUAAUUGCAACUACAGUGGCUAUAUAUUUUAUACGAAAACGUUUAAACUACUGGCAAGAACUGGGUAUACCCCACAAUAAACCCCACCUAUUUGCGGGCAAUUUAAGAGGACUGCAAACCAAACGCAGCAUAGCCGACUGUGUGAGACAAACAUAUGAACAAUUUAAGGGUACGGGACCAUUUUGUGGAUUUUAUUUCUUUCAAAGACCAGUGGCAUUAGUGUUGGAUGUGGCUUUAGCUAAAAAUAUCUUAAUAAAAGAUUUUUCAAAUUUCACCAAUCGUGGUUUGUUUCACAAUGAGGAAGAUGAUCCCCUAACGGGUCACUUGUUUUUGUUGGAUGGUAAUAAAUGGAAAAAUUUACGCCAGAAAUUGUCGCCCACUUUUACCUCGGGCAAAAUGAAAUUUAUGUAUCCCACUGUCAUACAAGUGGCCGAGCAAUUUGUGCAAGUCUUUGGUGAACUAAGUCAGCAGGACAAUGUGGUGGAGAUUAAAGAACUAUUGGCUCGUUUUACCACCGAUGUUAUAGGUACUUGUGCCUUUGGCAUCAACUGUAAUAGUUUAAAGGAUCCACAAGCAGAAUUUCGUUUAAUGGGCAAACGUUCUUUAAACGAACGUAGACAUGGCAACUUACUUAUGGGUUUUAUACAAGGUUUUCCUGAGUUGGCUAAAAAAUUGCAUAUGAAACUGGUGCCCGAUGAAAUUACUGAAUUUUUUAUGCGAAUUGUCAAAGAAACUGUGGCUUAUAGGGAGACUAAUAAUAUCCAGAGUAAUGAUUUCUUAAGUAUUUUAAUUGAUUUGAAAAAUGGCAAAGAAGGUGAAAAGGCGGUCAAGUUGAGUAUCGAAGAAAUGGCUGCUCAGGCUUUUGUUUUCUUUUUGGGUGGUUUUGAGACUUCUUCUUCUACCAUGGGCUUUGCUCUCUACGAAUUGGCUCAACAUCAGGAAAUACAACAAAAAAUGCGCCUUGAAAUCAAUGCAGCUUUUGAUGAUACUAAUCACAUUGGCUAUGAGGCUUUGCACAAUAUGCCAUGUAUGGGUCAAGUAAUAUCGGAAACCCUACGCAAAUACACUAUUGUGCCUCACUUGAAUCGUCAAGCCUUGGCCGAUUAUGUGGUACCCGGUCAUCCGAAAUAUGUCAUCAAAAAGGACAUGCCUGUCAUUAUACCCGCUUAUGGUAUACAUCAUAAUCCUGAUUUAUAUCCUGAACCGGAAAAAUUCAAUCCAGAUCGCUUUGAUGCUGAAAAUGUUAAAAAACGAGAUGCCAUCGAAUGGUUGGCUUUUGGUGAUGGUCCUCGUAAUUGUAUAGGCAUGCGUUUUGGUCUGAUGCAGACUAGAGUUGGACUGGCUUACCUAUUGCGUAAUUUUAAAUUUUCAGUGAGUGAUAAAACUGAAAUUCCCUUGGAGUGGGAUAAAAAGUCAUUUGUUUUAGCGAAUAAAAAUGGUAUUUUCCUAAAGGUGGAAAAACUGUAAGUGUUUAGGUAAUAUAAUUUUAAUUUAUAAUAAAUAUUAUUAAAAUUGUAAAUAUUUAAUUAAAAAUUAAUUUUAUUUUAUAUAUGUAAAUUGUUUUAAUUAAAAAUAAAUUUUUAUAA